CACUCUUCUGCAGACUCUCAGAGUGUGAGGGAGUGUGUUCAGUAGUGAGAGAGUGGCUGAGAGACACCAGCUCUGACUGAAACAUUGACACCUGGUUGCAUGUGUGAAGUUUAGAAGAUGAUUGAGAACUACAACAUUCCUUUCUGGAUCUACCUGGCUGUAGUGUCUAUGUUUGUGGGUGGAGCCAUGAAGAAGAUCCUGGCAUGCCACCUGAGCGUCGGCCCCACUCUGGUGGCCUGGCUGGGGGCCACGGUUCUGGUGGAGCGGCUGUGGGUCUUCUGCCUUCCAGCCAUGCUGCUGCUGGUGCUGCUUGCUGCCAUGGGCUGCAUCUACUCACGGUCCAGGACCGCCCAGCUGCCCAACCUUCCUGCCCAGGGCAAAGCUGUCUUCAUCACAGGCUGUGACUCCGGCUUCGGGAAUGCGGCGGCAAAGCGUCUCGACUCCUUGGGUUUCGAAGUUUUCGCCACCGUUUUGAACCUGGAGGGAGACGGAGCCAGAGAGCUGCAGAGAAGCUGCUCCUCCCGCCUCACCCUCCUACAGGUGGACAUCACGCAGCCGCAGCAGGUGCAGCAGGCGCUGCUGGACACCAAGGCCAAGCUGGGCCUCCGAGGUCUGUGGGGUUUGGUCAACAACGCCGGAGUGUGUGUGAACUUCGGAGAAGCAGAACUGUCCCUGAUGUCCACCUUCAGAGGCUGCAUGGAGGUGAACUUUUUCGGCACGGUGGACGUCACCAAGAGCUUCCUGCCGCUGGUGCGACAGGCCAAAGGACGCAUCGUCAACAUCUCCAGCCCCGCAGGUGACCAACCGUUUCCAUGCCUGGCUGCAUAUGGAGCGUCCAAAGCAGCUUUGAACCUCUUCACUGAAACCCUGAGGCAUGAGCUGAACCCCUGGGGGGUCCGAGUGAGCACCAUCCUUCCCUCCUCCUAUAAGACAGCUACCUCCACCAACCACGCCUACUGGGAGCAGCAGCACAAGCUGCUCCUCCAAAGUUUGUCUCCGGCGCUCCUUGAGGAGUACGGCGAGGACUACAUGACCGAGACCAAGGAUCUCUUCCACAGCUUCAGCGAGCACGCCAAUCCAGACCUCAGCCCCGUCGUUAACACCAUCGUCAAAGCGCUACUCUCGCCACAGCCGCAGGCUCGCUACUACGCCGGCCCUGGCAUCGGAUUGAUGUACUUCAUCCACAGCUAUUGCCCGUUCAGUAUCAGCAACCGCUUCCUCCAGAAACUGUUCCUGAAGAAGAGUCUGGUUCCACGAGCGCUGAGGAAGCAGUCGGGUCUGGAUAUGAACCUUGGCCUCCACAACAACAACAACGAGGAGAAGCUGCAGCAGUUGUAAUCUCUUAAUAAGAGGACGUCUAUAGUACCACACUCAAUAAGCCUGCCAUGUUCUGUUUAUCUACCUGAUUGAGUCCAUCCAGGUUGUUCAGGGAACAGCAUAAGGUGUGCUCCGUGAACACACUGAUUUCAUGUGCCUUUAUCAAGCAGAGAGCUGGAAACCCACCACAGCAGCAGCAUCGGGUCACUGGUGGACCAAAGAGGACGCGCUCAUCAAUCAGUCAUAAAUUAUUACCACAUAACGGUGUGGAAAGCCAAGGUAUCACCCGGGUUCAUGCUGCGUUCUUCAGCUUGCCAGACUCCACCCGGCUGGUGUCCUUGGACACAAAAGGAACGCUCCCACUCAACAAAUACUCGCUGCUGAAUGUCUGCCCACUGGUUUCUGUCUCAUCAAGUCAUGAGAGGACAGGAAUACACCUCAGACCCCUAGAUGUCUGCGUCACAUGGAGUCAUUUCAAAAUAAAAGGUCCAAUACAAACACAAAACAGACAUUAUAGUAAAACCUCAGUUCCUCCGCCUACAAACCUGCAUGUUAAAGCUGCUGUAACAGUAACAGGUCUUCAUUCCCAAACCUGAGGCACAUAUUUAGUCGGAAAUAUAUGCAUUUAUUUAAUCUAAAAUAUGCUUCAAAUUUUAUUUGACCCAUAACCAGAUCCCACCUCUGGAUCAGUCAGAUGGUUUCUCCCUCGUUUUGAGUCGAAAUGUCGAAAUGUUUGUAGCAGAUUUAUUGUUGAGCCAGUCUGGUACCAUGUACUGGAAGUUAGAGGAGUGUGUGUGUGCGUGUGUGAGGGUGUGUGUGUGUGGUUGUGCGUCUGCAGAUGCUCAGCAAAAACUGAGUCUCUGAAAAAACAUCUGUGGAACCGUUCCAUUUUAUUCUGUUUUUUUUUUUAUCCAACUAUUAAUGGUAUAUUUUUUUCUCUUAUCAUCACUUAAACUGUGAAUUUUAUACAAAAAAAAUGAAAAAUAGUAACAAAAAUAUUGUGUUCACUUUGUUUAUUCUUUCAUAGAAAUAAAGUUGACUUUUUCAGA
Messenger RNA from Cyprinodon tularosa, 2366 nucleotides. RefSeq names its product corticosteroid 11-beta-dehydrogenase isozyme 2-like. The transcript has 5 exons. The record is from RefSeq and is a predicted model, not a curated record. Gene Ontology annotation, molecular function: oxidoreductase activity. The coding region runs from base 118 to 1338 and encodes 406 amino acids. Lineage: Eukaryota; Metazoa; Chordata; Actinopteri; Cyprinodontiformes; Cyprinodontidae.